Molecule: messenger RNA, 1506 nt
Organism: Arthroderma uncinatum
Lineage: Eukaryota; Fungi; Ascomycota; Eurotiomycetes; Onygenales; Arthrodermataceae
Product: phosphotransferase
Exons: 4
Coding region: 1-1506 (501 amino acids)
Cellular component (GO): mitochondrion
Source: RefSeq, a predicted model, not a curated record
AUGAGGAGUGUGUCACCUUUUUCCUCAACGUCUCCAGAUGACUAUGAGGCUACGUCGCAUUUCAUCUUGCGGCCUAAAUUCCUCUCGGACUUUCACCCUGCCCUGUUUGCGCCUAUUGAAAAAACAAUCGGCAACCUGUUUAUCCACAAGCACCAGAACCACCUCGGCUCCAGAGCUAGAAUCCUUCUUUCGCAAUACUUCAAGGCGAUGGAUCGUGUGGCAGCGGAAGCCGCAGGCCGACCACGAUGUUCUCAAAUCAUCAAAUUAGCUGAAGGAGGGUUUAAUAAAAUAUUUCUUCUCACCAUGGAUGAUGAGACUGAGGUGAUCGCACGCAUUCCAACCCCAAUCGCCGGCCCUCGUCACUACACAACAGCUAGCGAAGCCGCAACGAUGCAAUGCCUUCGCGACUCCCUACACAUACCGGUGCCUCGGAUCCUUGCGUAUGCGUCCACGACCGACAACCCCGUGGGUGCCGAAUACAUCAUAAUGGAACGGCUCCACGGCGAAAGUCUCGGGUCGAGAUGGCUUUCCUUCUCGACUGCUCAGACGGCCGACCUGAUGACCCAAAUAGCGAAAAUCGAAGGGAAGAUAUUCAAAUUCAAAUUCCCGGCGUAUGGCAGUUUGUACCAUAGACGCGACAUACCUGCGGAAUCAAGAGUGGAUUUUCCAUCAGAGGGGGGUGACUUCUGCGUUGGCCCUAUUUGCAAACGUCAGUUCUGGCACGGCGAGAGGGCGGACAUGCAGCUCGAUCGCGGACCUUUUCCGUCCAGAUCAGAGCUGUCCACUCCCAUACUAAGACACCCCGACCUGAGCUACACGAACCUCCUCCUUACCCCCGGAACGAACAAGAUAGAAGCCAUAAUCGAUUGGCAGGAUGCUGCUAUUCUUCCUCUUUUCAUGCAGGCGGGGUAUCCAGCAUUCUGUGAACAUGAUCUCUCGCAAGUACAAUCUUUGGAGCCACCAAAGCGUCUCGAUAAUUACGAUGCAAUGAGUGAAGUGGAUAAAUUGAAAGUCGACAUGAGAUUCCGUUUGGAAGAGGCCAACCUAUACUACUAUGCCGCAACUGGCGUUGAAAACGCUCUACAUAUGCAGGCCCUCCGCCAGCCGGGUCUUGGAAUGAUACAGUACCUCAUUUCUCAGGCAGGAUAUCCCUGGGACGCGGAUCUGAUAAACCUCAAGGCCGGCCUGGUUGGACUUGCAAAGAUCUGGAGUGAAAUAAUCCCUCAUCCUUGCCCAGUUUCCUUCCCCCCUGCCGACAAGAAAGCUAUACUCCAUGACGCUUCAGAGUGGAGGGAAUGUGCGGAGAUUCUCUCAAACAUACAGAACUCACUUGGAGUCGACCGGGAGGGCGGCACGCACCCGGAUGACUUUGAGCAUGCGUGUGAAAUGGCUCGUCAAUUGCGUGUGCAGAUAUAUUCGAAUGCAGAGGAGAAGGAACGGAAGCUCUUUUGGAAAUCGUGGAUCUUCAAGGAUGACGGUGAUGCUACUCCUCCUCCUGUUCUUUGA